Molecule: messenger RNA, 12699 nt
Organism: Scatophagus argus
Lineage: Eukaryota; Metazoa; Chordata; Actinopteri; Scatophagidae
Gene: prkdc
Product: protein kinase, DNA-activated, catalytic subunit
Exons: 86
Coding region: 121-12462 (4113 amino acids)
Biological process (GO): immunoglobulin V(D)J recombination; telomere maintenance; intrinsic apoptotic signaling pathway in response to DNA damage
Cellular component (GO): nucleus
Molecular function (GO): protein binding; DNA-dependent protein kinase activity
Source: RefSeq, a predicted model, not a curated record
GCUGAUUGUUUAGCUACUCACAGACAGUCUUUCCCUGAUUGUGUGUCGGUACUGAUGGAAGGAGGAAGUGUGCGGCGUCGGUGAGCGGUGCUAACGUUAGCUUAGGUGGACGCUGCCGUCAUGUCGUCUCCUGACAGCAGCACUGCCGGAGGGAUUCACGGGCUUCUUCUCAAACUUCAUGAAUCACUUUCCGACGAAGACACCCGAGCUGCGGCUCUGAACUGUCACGAUAUUGUCCGCGACUUGGCACAAGACUGUAUGCUAACCCUCACCGAGAAUGAACUCGCUUUACAGACAUCCUUACUGUUCUCUAAAGACUACGGGCUGCUGAGCUUCCUCAGGAAGUCCCUGGUAUCGGAUGAGCUGCGGGACACCCGGGUUGAUAUCUUGUGUUUUUUGGAGAAGUUCUUGGACAGGGUCUCGCCAAGAGUCAGAGGCUGGGAGAAGACUUACGCCAUCGACAUAAGAGACACGUGCAUGGCCGUGUAUACAAAGGAAAAAGUCGCCAAAUGCAGGACUCCAGUGCUUGAGCUCCUUAUUAAGGUUCUCCAGAAGACAAAAGCUUCCAGCGUGACUGCAGACCUUCGGAUCUGUGAAAUCUUCAACAGGUUUUACAGUGAGCUUUGUCAGAAACACAAACUACCAGAUUCUGUCCUCGGCAAAAUCUACGAGUUGCUGGGAGUUCUUGGGGAGGUUCACCCCAGCGAGAUGGUCAGCAACUCUGACAAACUCUACAAAGCCUAUCUCGGAGAGCUAAAAGAGCAGAUGACCUCCUCAACAAAGGAGCCAAAACUUCUUGUUGUCGCUGGAUGUUUGAGAGGAAUCACUGCUCUAAUGGUCAACUUCGCAAAAUCCAUGGAGGAAGACCCGGCAACGUCAAAGGACAUCUUCCAGUAUGCCCUGAAGUCGAUCACUCCUCAGAUGGAGAUGAGUCGCUAUGCUGUCACCUUUGCUGGGCUGAGAUUAUUCGGCAGGCAUGCGUCCCAGUUCGGCAGCUGCCUCAUGGACCACUACAGAACUUUGUUUGACGUCAUGUCCAAGCUGUGUGGACACAUCAACGGCGAGAUGAAGAAGACGAGUUACUACGCGCUGGAGGCCUUCCUCAAACAGGUUGCGAUGCUGGUGGCCGAGAACGUCGAGGAGCACAAAAGCAAGUUGAAGUUCUUCAUGCAGAAGUUCUGCGGCAUCAUUAAGACCAUGGACUCGACGCACAAAGAGCUGUCCAUCGCCAUACGAGGAUAUGGAUUCUUCGCAGCCCCAUGCAAGAAGGUCUGCCCCCAGGACGUGGACUUGAUGUACACGGAGCUGAUUCAGCGCUGCAAGCAGAUGUACCUGACGGAGUCUGACGGGGACGACGACAGCUUCUACCAGCUGCCCAGCUUCCUGGACUCAAUAGCGAGUGUUCUGAUUCACCUGGACAAGAUCCCAGAGGUGUACACGCCUCUGCUGGAGCGUCUCCUCGUGGUGCAGAUCGACAGCUUCCCUCAGUACAGCGAGAGGAUGCAGACCACGUGCUGCAGGUCCAUCCUGAAGGUGCUGGUGGCCGUGGCCUCCAAAGGACCCGUCCUGUGGAGUUUUAUCAGCUCUGUGGUGCACCAGGGUUUGAUUCGUGUCUGUUCGAAGCCCAUCGUGCUUCCUGAGGACAAAGCCGGCGGUCGCUCUGAGUCCUCUGAGGUUCGUGUUGGAAAGUGGAAGGUCCCAUCGAGUCAGAACUAUCUGGCUCUGUAUAAAAGCCUUCUGGACUGCGAUCAGCUGAAGGAUUCGGGAUUUUUGGACGGAGCGUUUGAAAGUCAGAACGCCGCUCUGCCGUCUCUGAGUCGCCUCCUUUAUGACGAGCUGGUGAAAUCGAUCCUCCGCAUCGUGGAGAAACUGGACUUGUCUGUGCAGAAAGUGACCAGCGGGGAGGAGGCUCCAGAUGAGGCGGCUCACGUCCUGCCCUCUUCCGACCCCACAGCUCAUCUGCUGCCCAAUAAGAUCAAAGAUUUCACAGCCUUCAUCAACCUGGUCGACUUCUGCAGCGAGUUGUUGCUGAGUAAACACGUGGAGUAUUUCCAGUCCUGGGUGUACCCCUUCAGCCAUGAACUCAUCCUCCACUCCAUACGAAAUCCACUCGUCAGCGGCUUCUACAAGCUGCUCUCUGUCACCAUGAGGGUAGCCAAGAGGAUCAAGUACUACCAGGGAGCUGGUCUAAAAGGCUCUACGUCCCCCCAGAGUGACGCAGUGAGAAGCGCCUGUUUUGCCCUCUUCUCUAAGUUUGGAAAAGAGGUGUGUGUGAGGACGAAGCAGUACAAAGACGAGCUGCUGGCGUCCUGCUUGACGUUCGUCCUGUCACUGCACCACAACAUCAUCGCCCUGGACAUCAAGGCCUACUGUCCCGCUCUGCAGGCGGCUCUCAAGCUCGGUCUGAGUCAUGUUCCCUUGGCUAACGUAGCCCUGGAUGCUCUGGAGGACUGGUCGGCCCACAUUCCCCUGGAGACGAUGCAGCCCUGCUACUCCACCGUCCUUCCUCUGCUGGAUGGAUACCUGAAGUCUGCCUCUGCCAACAACAGAGACGACAGCCGCUGGGAGGUGAUGUCCUCCGUGUCUUCAGGCAGUGACAGAGGAUACAGUCGAGUGCUGACAAGGCUGCUGAAACAAUCCAGCCAGCUCACCCUGGAGGAUGCUCCUCUGGUGGCGGUGAGGCUCAGGGUGGUGAAGCUGCUCGGUCACCUGGGAGGAAAGCUGAACAGGAACCUCAUAACUGUGGUGUCAUCAGAGGACAUGAUGAAGAAGUUUGUGGCCUGGGACUCAGAGAAGAGGCUCAGCUUCGCCGUGCCGUUCGCCGAUAUGAAGCCGGUGAUCUACCUCGACCCGUUCCUGCCUCGCAUCAGCGAACUGGCUCUGUCCACCAGCGACAGGCAAACCAAAGUAGCGGCAUGUGAGCUGCUCCACUCUCUGGUCGUCUACAUGGUCGGCAAGAGCGCUCAGAUGGUUGAAGGUGAUAAGAGUUUGCCGCCCAUGUACAAGCUGCACAAGAGGCUGUUUCCUGUGCUGCUGCGUCUGGCCUGCGACGUUGAUCAGGUGACAAGACAGUUGUUUGAACCGCUGGUCAUGCAGCUGAUCCACUGGUUCACAAACAACAAGAAGUUUGAAAGCCAGGACACAGUUGCUGUUCUAGAGGCCAUUAUGGACGGCGUGGUCGACCCGAUGGACAGCACUCUCAGAGACUUAUGUGGCCGCUGCAUCGAAGAGUUUGUCAAAUGGUCCAUCAAGCAGACCACACCGAAGCAGCAGGAGAAGAGUCCCACCAACAUGAAGUCCUUGUUUAAGCGUAUCUACAGCUUGGCCCUGCACCCCAGCGGCUUCAAAAGACUCGGCGCAGCUUUAGCUUUCAAUAGCAUCUACAGACUGUUCAGGGAGGAAAGCUCUCUGGUGGAGCAGUUUGUCUUUGAAAUACUCGUCAUAUUUGUGGAAAGUCUGUCUCUGGCACACUCUGAUGAGCCGUCUAUGGGUACUUUGCAGCAGUGUGGCAGUGCCAUCGACCACCUGAACAGAAUCAUCAAGCACAAAGCCCCAAGUCUCAAUCAGCACAACGCAAAGAGACGCAUCCCCAGGGGCUUCCCAGCUGAUGGGACGCUGAGCCUCUCUGAUGUGGUUUUAUGGCUUCUGGAACAAUGUGGCCGCCCUCAGACCGAGUGUCGCCACAAAUGCAUGGAGCUCUUCUAUGAGUUCAUCCCUCUGCUGCCAGGGAAGAAGUCUCCCCCUCAGUGGGUGGAUGCCAUGCUGAAGGAUCAUGGCACAGGUUUCCUGAUCUCUCGGUUUGAGGGUGGGGGUCUCCUCUCCCAGCCCACACUCAGGGACCUGAGGGGCCCCUUCAGUGUCAGGGCCACCCUGCAGUGGAUGGACCUCCUGCUGGCCGCCCUGGACUGCUACAACACUUUCAUCAGCUUGCACAUCAUCAAGCCUCAUCACAUGAUUAGCUCCAAACAGGAGUCGAACUUCCUGAAAGCUGCAGGUUUCUUUCUGACUGAGCUGGCGGCUCAGGAGCUGGCAGCAGCGGAGAGCUGUUUCCCUCUGGGCGAGAAGACGUCUCACUUCAGCCCGAGAGAGGUGGACCAGUACAACUUCAGCAAGUGCACCAUCAUCGUCCGCCUGCUCGAGUUUGCUGCCAUGAUUCUUGUCAAAGGAGACCAGGAGUUUUGCAAGCUUCUGGAGCGAGACUUUUUCGUCCCGGCUUUUUUUGAGCUCACCGCGCUGGUAGUGUGCGAGCCGUCGGCUGUGGGUUUCAACAUGGCGGACGUGGAGGUCAUGAAGAACCUACCAGAAGUGUGUGUUCCUUUACUGAAGGCCCUGCUGGCCUCACCUUUCCGAGCCUGCAUUGAAAACAGUUUGCGUUCGAAAAUCUCUCGAAAAAGUGUUGAAGACCUGUGUGCUGUAGACCUGUACCAUUCCAGCACCCUGAGCCGCCAUGACCACAUGGAAAUGGUUCUGUCUUCCUGUAAGCAGAUCCACAAAGCCGACCUGCUCAGCUCCAUCCUGCACAGCCAGGACGCCGCCUACGCCAGCUCCCUCGGUUCCCGGCUGCUGAUGGCGGUGUAUAAAGGUAUCGCGCCUGGAGAGGACAGGAAGGCACUUCCCUCCUUGGACGUAAACACCAAGAGGCUAUCAGACGGCCUGCUUCAGCUCGCCUUCUCUCUCAGUCAGCAGAGUGAGCAGCUGGUGGACUUGUUGUUGAACACCAUUAUGCUCUCCGUGCCCCUCUCUGGAGGUCACAGCCAUAACUUCCUGAGCUUCUCGCAUGGCGAGUACUUCUACAGCCUCUUCCAGAUGACCAUCAACACCGAGCUGCUGAGAGGCCUGGACAGCACGGUGCAGCGCCUCAUGAAGGCUUCCUCUCAAAACCCCAGCAUGGUGAGUUUGUUGCUGAACGGCAUGCUGGACCACAGCUUCAGAGAGCGCUCUGUGAGGAGGACUCAGGGAAAACAGCUGGUCGAGGAGGUGCUGAGAAGGUGGAGAAGUCUGCAGUCGUGGUGGGAUGGAGACUCUUCAACUCCAGAGAGUAAGACCGCCACGAUGCUGCUGCUCUCCAAGCUGCUGCAGAUCGACUCCUCCGUCUGCUCCGACAUCAGCCACGAGGCGUUCAGACCAGUGUUUUCCACGUUCACUCUGCUGCUGGUUGACAUGAAUCUGCCACUCAAUCUCAAGAGUCAGGCCCUGUUGGUGCUGCCCUUCUUCACGACCCUCCCAGAGGAGCCGCUGGCCGAGUUGCAGAGAGCCCUCGACGCCCUGGUGGCCUCACACUUCCCCAUGCAGUCGGAUGAGUUCGCUAAGGGCUCGCUUCACCGCAACAACUACAUGGACUGCAUUCGAAAGCUGCUGGAUGCCCUCGAGCUUUCUCAGAGUCCACUCCUGCUGAGAGUGAUGGCAGGCAUUCUGUGUCGAGACAGAAGACACAUCAUGGAGGAACACUUCCAAACCUCUUUCCAAAGAAUCUCCAGGCGGUCCGGCGUUGAGCGGCAGCUGCAGCUGCUGAGCACGGUGUACCAGGUGAUCCAGCAGGGCGACGUGCCCAUGAGCUCCCUGCUGCAGGCCAUGAUGGAGAGGGUCCUGCUGCCUCUCGCCUCUCACUGCAGCACCGAGGCCCUCAGCGACUUCUUUGUGGCAAACGUCUGCGAUAUAACCGCCUUGCUGCUCAGCCGCUUCACAAAGUCAAAUGAGACGGAAUUUGAGGUCCAGCUGCUGAAGAAGAACGGCUGCUACAAGCUGAUGGAGCUCCUGUACUCUCGGCUUCCCAAAGAAGAACUUUAUUCCAAGGAGUCCCGCAUCAAUCAGGCCUACUGUCGCUCAAACAAAACCGAGGGAAACGAGUUGUCCAAGGCUUUGAUCAAGUCGUGUUUCGAGGCGUUCACUGAGAACAUGUCAGGCGAGACUCAGCUCCUCGAACUCCGGAGACUCUAUCACUGUGCAGCUUACAACUGUGCCAUCGCCGCCAUCAGCUGCAGCUUCACCGAGCCCAAAUUCUACCAGGGCUUCCUCUUCAGUGAGAAACCAGAGAAGAAUCAGUUCAUCCUGGAAAAUCUCAUCGAUGUGAAAAGGACCUACAACUUUCCCAUCGAAAUUGAGGUCCCACUGGAGAGAAAGAAGAAAUACAUCAAGAUUCGUAAAGAAGUGAGCGAGGAGAAUGGAGAGGCGCCCGUGUAUCUGUCCUCCCAGUCGUACAUGGCCGACAGCAGCCUGAGUGAAGAGAUGAGUCAGUUUGAUUUCUCCACCGGAGUCCAGAGCUUCUCCUACGGCUCCCAAAACCCUGAAGGUCCCAGACGCACCGUCGCAAAACGAGAGACGGAGGAGACAAAUCCCUCCCAGGAUGCAAUGGUGGAUCUCGAAAUGGAUGAGCUCAAUGAGCACGAAUGCAUGGCAGCCAUGACGGGUCUUAUUGGACACAUGCAGAGGAACAACAUAACCCCCAAAACUGAACAGGGAAACAUGCCUCCUGAUCUUCCUCCGUGGAUGAAAUUUCUCCAUACGAAACUAUCAAACCCGGCAACACCCCUGAACAUCAGACUCUUCAUCUCGAAGCUGAUCAUCAACACGGAGGAGGUUUUCCGACCGUAUGCCAAGCACCUGCUGGGGCCACUGCUGCAGGUCGUCGUCUCUGGAAGCAACGGAGGAGACGGGAUCCAUUUCAUGGUGGUGGACAUCGUGGUCACGGUGCUCUCGUGGACGAGUCUGGCCAACCCCAAGGGAAACCCCAGAGAUGAGGUCCUCGCCAACCGGCUCUUAGAGUUCCUGAUGAAGCACAGCUUCCACUCCAAGAGGGCAGUUUUCCGCCACAACCUGGAGAUCAUUCGCACUGUGGUGGAGUGCUGGAAAGACUGUCUGCACGUGCCGUACAGUCUGAUAUAUGAGCGAUUCUGUGGCACUGACCAGAACAGUAAAGACAACUCUGUGGGACUUCAGCUGCUGGGAAUCAUCCUGGCCAACAACCUCCCUGCUUACGACGCCUCCUGCGGGAUUGAAUUUGACAGGUACAUCCAGUCUCUCACCAACAACGUGUCCUUCGUGAGGUACAAAGACGUCUACGCAGCCGCUGCUGAAAUUAUCGGCCUCAUCCUGAAGAGCAUGACCGCGAUGGACGACCACCUUCAGGAGCUUCUCAGUCACACUACAAGUAAGAUAACAAACCUGAAGAAAAAAGACUUGGACGACAAGUUCAUCAUUUGUUUGAACAAAGUGUCAAAGCACUUUCCUCCGUUCAUGGAUCGGUUUGUGAACCACGUGUUCUUCCUCCUGCCAAAGCUGCACGGCAGCCUGAAGACUCAGUGCUUGGAGUGUGUGCUGAGCCGAGCGGACGUCAUCCCAGACAUCUUCCUGCAGCUGAAGACUACAGGCUUCAUUCAGAUGAUGGGCCACAGGGAUGAAGCCAGGCAGAGAGUUUGUCUGGACAUCAUCCACAAGAUUAUCGCCCAGCUGACCCCAGGUCAGCUGCGGGAGCUGCUGGGUGCCGUGACCGCUUUCAUCUCCCACCCGUCACCCGUGUGCAGAGAGAGGAUGUACGAUAUCCUCAUGUGGAUCCAGGACAACUACAGUGACGCUGAGAGCAUGCAAGAUGACACCUCGUUGGAGGUUUUGAACACAGCCAAAGAAACUCUGCUUCAGGGACUGUCUGAAGAAAACCAAGGCCUUCAGCUUUAUGUUCGUAACUUCUGGAGUCAGGAGAAGCGCCUGCCCACUGCCACGCUGGAGCGAAUGCUGACGGUGCUUCAGUCUCUGUAUUCCUGUCAAAUCGAGCGGUGUUUCUUAAGCUUGGCUACCAACCUGCUGCUGGAAAUGACCAGCCAGAGUCCCGACUUCCAGAGAAACAUGUUUGAGUAUCCACUGUCUGAGUGUGCCUUCCAGGACUACGUGAUAGAUUCCAACUGGCGCUUCAGGAGCACAGUCAUGACUCCCAUGUUUGUGGAAACCCAAAGCUCUCAGAGCCCAGAGAGUUCAGCAGCGUCCCAGUCUGGAGCCAUUAAGGGGAAACUCCGAGCCACUCAGACGUCAUUAGAGUUCUCCCAGACCCAAACAGCAGGUCGACGUACAGCAUACAACUGGCUCACAGGCAGCAGUGUGGAUACACUAGCAGAGUACACACUCGCCUCUGAGUCUCUGUCCUCGUUGUUGGUGUUUGAUAAGAAAGCUGAGAGGCGAACUACAGCACGGAGACCCGUUGGAGAAGGCUUUGGUCUGAGGCGUCUUACUGCGUCAACCGAUGAGGUGGACAGUCGCACCGCAGCAGAAAACGAGCAGCGUCGCAACAUCCUGAGACUGAGGCGCAGGUUCCUCAAGGAUCAGGAGAAAGUCAGCUUGACUUAUGCACAAAAAGAGAUCCAACAGCAAAGACAGAAAAAGGAAGAGAAAGCUGACCAAAGGCUGCGAAAAGAGGCUCAGGUGACUCUCUAUCGUAACUACAGAGUGGGAGACUUUCCAGACAUCCAGAUCUCAUACAGCAGCCUCAUCACCCCUCUUCAAGCACUGGCCCAGAGAGAUCCGCUUUUAGCCAAGCAGCUGUUCAGCUCCCUGUUUGCUGGUGUCCUCCAAGAGAUGGACAAAGUCAAACCAAGAGGGGACAGCAGGAGGAUUAAGGAGGAACUGCGGGUCACCAUGAAUUCGUUCCUGAGCAGGAGUUCCCUCUGCUUCCCCCCAUUCAUCGCAUGUGUGCAGGACAUGUGCUACCAGCACGAGGAGCUGCAGCUGCUCGAUCCUGCAGCCAUCAGCUCCACCUGCCUGGUGAGUCUCCAGCAGCCGUCGGGCAUCCUGCUGCUGGAGGAGGGCCUGUUGCACGCCGGCGGCCAGGAUGAACCUCCUUCCAAACGGCCGCGGGGACGCAAAGAAAUCCCCCCAGACACCAAUAAGUGGAUCCACCUCGCCAGGCUCUACAGGUCUGUGGAGGAUUACGACGUUGUGCGCGGCAUCUUUGGUGGUAAAGUUGGGACCAAGUCGAUCACCUGUGCUGCGCUUCAGGCUGAAGCCAACAGUGACUACGCUGAAGCUGUGAAGCUCUACAACGAGGCUCUGAACACUGACCGCUGGACCGAUGGCGAGCCCACGGACUCGGAGAAGGACUUCUGGGAAAUAGCUGCUAUGGAGGCCUACAGUCACCUGACCGAGUGGAAGUCUCUGCAGUACUGCUCCACUGUGUACAUAGACGAGGCCUCCCCACCCGACCUCGAGAAGAUGUGGUCGGAGCCGCUCCACCAGGAAAUGUACCUGCGGCACAUGAUUCGCAGCAUGUUGAAGCAGCUGCAGCUGGGCGAGACGGACCAGACGCUCCUCAGCUUCGUCGACCGAGCCAUGAGGGUGGAGGAGCGCAAAAAGCUGCUGGAGAGCCACUACAGCCAGGAGCUCAGCUUGCUCUACAUCCUGCAGGAGGACUACGACCGCGCAAAAUACUACACCAGCUACGCCAUGCAGCUGUUCAUGGAGAAUUACUCCAAUGUGGAUACGCUGCUGACUCAGAGUCGGCUGACCACCCUGCAGUCGGUGCAGGCCUUGACUGAAAUCCAGGACUUCCUGCAGUUCGUUAAAGGAGAGGUGUCUGUGAGCUCCCUGAAGCGUCUCAUCAGACUCUGGACCGAGCGGUACCCUGAUGCUAAAGUGGAUCCAGUGAACUUAUGGGAUGAUAUCAUCACGUCUCGGUGCUUCUUCCUGGACAAGAUCAGGGAAAAGCUGAGAGGCCACGCCGCCAGCGACAGCAUGGAGGUGGACGGUUCAGAGGACGCCGUAGCUGACGUUGACGUGUUAGUGAAUGACUGCAAGUUCAGCAUGAAGCUGCAGAUGGCUGACAGUGCGUGGAAGCAGAACAACUUUCCUGUGGCCACCAAGCUGCUGAAGGAGCUGCACAGAGAAGCCAAGUCAAACAGAGGCUGGCUGCUGCGAUGGGUCCACAGUUUCAGCCGCUACAGCCACAAACGCAGCCACAGUCAGGGUCCUGUGGAUCAGAUCAGCGCCAUGCUGAAGACCAUCCCGAUGCUGGAUGACCUCCAUCCUGACUGUCUCGGUGCCUCAGAUCGAGUGUUCAGAUCCCAAAAGAUCCUGCAGGGUACGUCCUUCCACAUCCUGGCCUCAGCUGUCAGCAGAAGCCCUUCAGUGCUGGGAGCCGUUGAAGCGGAGAAAGCAGGCCGAGUUGCAAAACUCUCUGGAGCUGCUUGGCCCAGUGAAAACCCAAAGGAAGUGGAAGUGGGGCUGCAGUUACAAGCUCUGAAGCUGCUGCGUGAUGCUAGCAGGAGGGCUGAUGAAGAGCUGCAGUCUUACAGUCAGGACUGUUUGGAGGGCGGCAGCAUCGCUGACACCUACAUGACUUUGGCCAACUUCUGCGACAAACGACUGCGGGAGGAGGAGCAGAGUGACACCGAGAGCCAGUUCCCCGACCUGCUCGCCCUUCCUGUUCAUUUAGUGGAGAGCAUGUUGAAAGCACUGAAGAUGAAUUCAGAAGAAGCUCGCCUCAAGUUCCCACGUCUGCUGCAGAUUAUCGAGUCGUACCCCUCUGAGACGCUGGACCUCAUGACAAAAGAGGUGAUGUCAGUUCCCUGCUGGAUGCUGAUUGGCUGGCUCAGUCAAAUGGUCGCCCUGUUGGACAAGCGGGAAGCUGUGGCAGUGCAGCAGAGCAUCAGGCAGAUCGCGGAGUGCUACCCUCAGGCGCUGGUUUACGCUCUAAUGAUCAGCAGCGAGACGUACCAGUUCGAGGACUCGGCCACAGGACACCAGCAGCAGGAGUUUGUCAACAGGAUUAAGAGUAUGCUGGAUGAGAGAGGAGCUGUGAAGAACUUUGUGGACGCGCUGCAGCAGCUCACAAACCCCGAAAUGAUUUUUAAGGACUGGUGGGACGGUGUGAAGAACGAAUUGGAAAAGCCGAGCUUUGACAAGAAGCGGAUGGGCUCCAUGUACGACGAGAUGCAGUCGUCGCUCGGGGAUCGUAACACAGCCGCUCACGGGAUGUUUCGCAAGAGAUUCAUCCAGAAAUUUGCCAAACCUGUGGAGAAACUGCUGGGGCCUAAAGGCAGCAAGCUGUUUGAGAAGAGGAGAGACAGAGGCUUUUUGCGGCAGGUGGACGAUCUGGCAACGUCCAUGCGUGGAUUUCAGAAGGAGCCGGGGAACCUGAAGGAGUACUCGCCCUGGCUGAGUGGAUUCAAAGCAGAUGCCUUCAGCAAUGAGCUGGAGGUCCCAGGACAGUAUGACGGCAGAUCCAAACCUUUGCCUGAGUAUCACGCCAAAAUCACAGGCUUUGACGAAAGGGUAAAGGUGAUGUCCUCGAUUCGUCGGCCCAAACGCCUCAUCAUCCGCGGGGACGAUGAACGUGACCACCCCUUCCUGGUGAAGGGUGGGGAGGACCUCCGUCAGGACCAGCGCAUCGAGCAGCUGUUUGCCGUCAUGAACAUCCUGCUGAGUCACGACGCUGCCUGCGCCCACAGGGGCCUGCUGCUGCGCACCUAUCAAGUCAUUCCCAUCAACACCAGAAUUGGUCUGAUUGAAUGGAUGGAGAACACCUGCACCCUGAAGGACUUCCUGUGUGGCACGAUGACUGAGGAGGAGCAGCAGCGGGCAGCAGGGUUUGCUGAAGUCUACAAUAAAUGGCUCUCCGGCUUUGCUCCAAAUCCGAAAGUUCCUGCUAUUGCACUUUACGGUCUGGCUUAUGGGAAAGCCAAACGUGCUGAGACUGUCGCCAACUUUAUGAAAGUGCUGCAGCGUGUGCCCGCUGAUCUCCUCAAGAGAGCUUUUCUGAAGAUGUGCAACAGUCCCGAGGCCUUCCUCUCCCUGCGCUCCCACUUCAUCAGCUCUCACGCCUUGCUGUGUGUGAGCCACUGGAUCCUCGGGAUCGGGGACCGCCACCUCUCCAACUUCAUGAUCAACAUGGAAACGGGAGGCAUGAUCGGCAUCGACUUCGGUCACGCGUUCGGUUCAGCCACGCAGUUCCUCCCUGUGCCCGAGCUCAUGCCUUUCAGGCUGACGCAGCAGUUUGUGAAUCUGAUGCAACCUCUGAAGGAGUCCGGUUUGAUCCAGAGCGUCAUGGUCCACUCGCUGCGAGCGUACAGCGCCGAGCCGGACCUCCUGCUGAACACCAUGGACGUGUUCGUCAAGGAGCCCUCGCUGGACUGGAAGAACUUUGAGCUGAAACAACUGAAGAAACGAGGCACAUGGAUGGAGGAGGUGGACACCAAAGAAAUCAACUGGUAUCCCUUACAGAAGGUGAACUUUGCCAGAAGAAAACUGGAAGGAGCGAAUCCAGCUGUUAUAACCAGCGAGGAGCUGAGGCUGGGCUUCGAGAAGGACGCCGCCUUCUCUGGGAUGCAGGCUGUGGCCUUGGGGACGCAGGAGCACAACAUCCGGGCGAAGCUUCCGGCUGCAGGCCUGACCGUGGAGAAGCAAGUGGACUGUCUGCUCGACCAGGCCAUGGACCCAAAUGUGCUGGGCAGAGUGUGGGUGGGCUGGGAACCCUGGCUCUGAUUCUGAUCCUCACAAUAUCUGAGAAACAAAUUGCUUCGUAGGUCAGAAGCCUGAGGUCAAACUCAGAACUCUGUGGAGCAGGAUGAGCUCUUAUCUCAUCCUUCAUGGAGACUGUAGUACCGUCAGAUUCUUGUUUUAAAUCGGGUGAUAUGCACACGAACCUAAGAGAACUCAUGAUCACAUCAGUUAUUCCUGUCUUGUAACUUGAUUUUGAAAUUAAAAACAAUAUGAAAGGCG